Saccostrea echinata is the source of this 1874-nucleotide messenger RNA. Its product is annotated as cytochrome P450 4c21-like. The transcript is spliced from 11 exons. Bases 3 to 1484 code for a protein of 493 amino acids. Lineage: Eukaryota; Metazoa; Mollusca; Bivalvia; Ostreida; Ostreidae. Gene Ontology annotation, molecular function: heme binding; monooxygenase activity; oxidoreductase activity, acting on paired donors, with incorporation or reduction of molecular oxygen. The record is from RefSeq and is a predicted model, not a curated record.
AGAUGGGGUCCUCGAUGUAUCACACAAUAUCGUCACUCCUAAGAGAAGCACUGUUAUUCAGUGUUUUGUUUCUGGUUUUGCGGUACAUGUACAAACUGUUCUUAGCUCCAUUGUUUUCUCCACUAAGAAAGAUACCAGGAUGUCCAUUCAUACCACUGGUCGGGAACAUGCUAGAGGCUCGUAAAGCUGAGCCAAUGACAAAUACAAUCAGAUGGAUGCAAAAAUAUAAGUCAAAAAUCAUUCGCUUCUACUACUUUGGAGGGCAGGAAAGACUUCUGGUUGCAGAUCCAGAAAUUUGCCGCCAAGUUUUAGUCACAAACAGUCGCAACUAUAAACGAGCAGGGAUUCAGUCAUUUUUUCAGAGGUUGACGGGAACUGCUCCGCUAUUUGUCCUGUCAGGAGAGCCUCAUCAUGUGAUCAGGAAGAUCUCCAAUCCAGCCUUCUCCCCAACUGUCUUAUUUGAUAUGAUUCCUGUAUUUCAAGAGAAAGCACUUAAUCUAGGCAAGAAAUGGGAUUAUUCACAGAAUGAGCAUGCAGAUGUUCAGCUACAGAAAGAUCUCCAGACAAUGACUUUAGAUGUAAUCUGCAAAUGUGGUUUUGGUUAUGACACAGACUUCCUUAAAAAUCCCAGCUCCUCUGAGGAUGAAGAUGGAAUUCGUUCUAUAGUUAGUGGAGUCAGAGAUGGGUUUUUUGACUUUCUCCCCUUUUCGGAUUACUUCCCUACAAAAGCCAAGAUGAAACUAAAGAAAGAUGUCAAAUUUACUAAAGCAUUGACAGAAAAGAUUAUUGAAAGCCAGAAGAAUGAAAAGUCAACUAGAAGAGAUAUUCUAACAAUGUUGACUACAGCUUGUGACGCGGAAGGAUCACACCUGUCCAAAAAAGAGCUGAUCGAUCAAGUGUUUGGCUUCCUAUUAGCUGGAUUUGAUACCACCAGCAUUGCUCUCACAUGGGCCCUUCUCCAGCUCUCAGAGAGACCCGAUCUUCAAGAAAAGGUCAGAGGUGAAAUGUCAUUAGUUUUGGGUGAUGAUAUAAACAGAACAAUUACACAUGAGGAUUUGGAUGCACUAAAACUCACCACUGCUGUUAUUAAAGAAACACAAAGGUUGUUUCCAGUGUUGCCUGUAAUAUUCCGAACUGCUUUAGAUGAUGACAAUUUUAAAGGUUACCACAUUCCAAAAGGAACAGUAGUAGGGUUGCACUUUGGCGCACUCCACAGAUUGAAUUGGGAUAAUCCCGAAGAAUUUGACCCAAAUCGCUUUAUGCAGCAGGAAAAUGUUGCCUCGAUGACAUUUCUUCCCUUUUCAUAUGGUCCCUACAUGUGCAUAGGGCACAAGUUCUCCAUGAUGGAAAUGAAAACAGUGCUCUCUGUUUUGCUCAGACAAUAUCGUUUUGAACCAGUCCCUGGAUUUAAAUACCGUAAAUUACAGUCUGCUGUGCUGAGACCGAACCCUCCUGCAGUUAUUCGAGUGAAACCUCGUAAUUAAAGCGUUUUUUUUUUUUUCACCUUAAGCUUGAAAUUGUAAUUUGAAAUGAACAGUGAUUAAAUAUACAUGUAUAGGAACAUCGAAAGAAACUUGUUGUACAUGAAAGAUGGUUGAUGGUUUUUUUUUUUUUAAAUGAAACUCUUAUUUUGAUCUCUCCUUCACUUGUUAAGCCAUGGUUGUCUGUUUUUCUGUCCAGCUGUCCUCCAAUCUGUCAGUCAAUCUGCCCCACUUGGUUUUCUGGACUUCUUGCGGAACACUUACUUGCAUUAAUUUAAUUUCAGUAUGUUAGUCUAACUUGAUGAGUGAAUCAAGUUUACAUUUCAUUCUUCUUGAAUAAUUUUAACGGAAUUACCGCCUAUACCGGUUGGGAACUAUUAUUGCUUGUGCAAU